AGAAUAUAUUAUUUCACAUCUUGAGUCAUGGCAAACCUCUCGGAAGAAGAGAAAGAGGCGUUAGAAAUCAAAAGGUCUUUCGAGUACUUAGAUGUCAAUAAGGAUGGCAGGAUAUCGUCAGCAGAGGUGGUGCGAGGAACCCAGAUUCAUGGUUUAAAUCCUACAAGGAAAGAGGCUGACGAAAUGAUAGCAGAAUUGGAUACUAGUGGCAAUGGAUAUGUUGAGUUUGAAGAAUAUGAAAAGUUUAUGAAAAAGGAACUGAAGAAAUUGGAUUAUGAGCAAAAACUGUUCAUGGACGCUUUUAAGAAAUUCGAUAAAGACGGAAAUGGGUAUGUGUCAUUUGAAGAACUGAAAAAAGCUCUCUGUGGAACAGGGGACAGAAUGUCGGACGAGGACGUGAAAAUGUUUUUUGAUGAAGCCGACCUGAAUCAGGAUGGUAAAAUAGACUACAAAGAAUUCGUGACUUGGUUUUCAAGCGCGUAGCUUCCUGUGCAUUAAUAAUCAAAAACGCACAUACACCUCGACAAUCUUAUGAACUUUCAUCGUGUUCAUGGCAUUGAUAUUAAAGAUAUAGGCGUUAUUUCUUAUAGAAUUACGUGACUUGUGGACAUUAACAUUUUGAAGAAUAUUAUGGCAUGUAUAAAUGAAUGCAUACAUGUACAACUAUGCACUGUACAAAGGGGGCGGACCAGAACAAUGCUGUUAGCAUUUAAAUCUCUGAGUUGUAUUCUCUGAUCGAGGAUUAACUUGUGAAUUUAAAAAAAAAUUGA
Messenger RNA from Saccostrea echinata, 770 nucleotides. RefSeq names its product calmodulin-like. Gene Ontology annotation, molecular function: calcium ion binding. The record is from RefSeq and is a predicted model, not a curated record. Bases 28 to 483 code for a protein of 151 amino acids. Lineage: Eukaryota; Metazoa; Mollusca; Bivalvia; Ostreida; Ostreidae. The transcript is spliced from 4 exons.